Molecule: messenger RNA, 3633 nt
Organism: Aspergillus chevalieri
Lineage: Eukaryota; Fungi; Ascomycota; Eurotiomycetes; Eurotiales; Aspergillaceae
Product: SH3 domain protein
Exons: 3
Coding region: 1-3633 (1210 amino acids)
Molecular function (GO): protein binding
Source: RefSeq, a predicted model, not a curated record
AUGUCCAAUCCACCGUUUACGGUCAAAGCGAUCUUUGAGUACGCUUCAGACCAUGAAGAUGACCUGGCUUUCCCAAUUGGCCAGAUCGUAACUGUCACGGGUAUCGAGGAUGACGAGUGGUAUUCCGGUGAAUACACGGAUGAAUCGGGUGCUAAACAGGAGGGCAUCUUCCCCAAGAACUUCGUCGAGAAAUAUGAGCCCCCUGCCCCGCCCCGACCAUCUCGCCCCAACAGGUCCAAGAAGGAGCCCGAAGCUGUAGCUCCUCCGCCUCCCGAGCCUGCGGCGCCAGCGGACCCCUCGCCGGUCGAGUCCAACGAUCAGGCGGCGCCUGAGUUUGACGAUACUCCUGCUGCUACUUCUGCUGCUAUGCGCGAGGUUCCCGCCCCCCAACCGCUGCCGGCCCCGCAGCCUCCGCAAUCCCCUCCUCCCCAAACGGCCACCUCGCCAGUCGCGGAAGCUCCCACCUCUCCUAAGCCUACGCAAGCUGCGGCGCCUACCCCGCCAGCCGCAGCUGAUCCUGCUUCUAAGCCUGCGGCCAAGCCUGCGGCGCCAGCAGCAGCGCCUAAACCGACCAGUUCCUCAUUCAAGGAUCGCAUUGCGGCGUUCAAUAAGGCUGCAGAGCCACCUCUUGCGCCAAUCAAGCCCGGUGGACUCAGUUCGGGAUCCAAUUCAAACACAUUUGUCAAGAAACCUUUUGUGGCUGCGCCUCCCAGCAGACAUGCCUACGUGCCUCCGCCCCCACCCAGGGAGCCGCCUCCGAAGAUUUACAGGCGCGAGGAGGAUCCAGAGUUCCAGGAGCAGAUGGCACGGGAGCCUCCCGUCUCUGAAAGCCGUCCCCCCCCUCCACCCCCUGCGACUGAAUCACCAGAGCAAGAAGGCGAAGAGCAGCCCAAACCCACGAGUUUGAAAGAACGAAUCGCUUUGCUCCAGCAGCGUCAAGUGGAGCAGGCGGCGCGUCAUGCUGAAGCUGCCCAGAAGAAGGAGAAGCCUAAGAAGCCUGCGGAGCCGGCCGAACAAGGUGCUCCUGUUGAAGAGGGCGAAUCUGCUGAGGCUGAUACCCAGAAGGCUUCUCCGGCUAUUGCGCAGGACCCGACGAGCGAUGCGAACGAUGCGGACUAUUCUGCUGCUGCUGACACUGAAGAAGCGGAGGAGACCUCGACCAGCAAGGAAGAUUACGAGGAUGCUCCUGCUCGUCCUCUGUCGCGACGGGAACCUCCUGCUGAGCAAGAGGAAGAGAAGGAGAAGGAAGAUACUGCUGACGACGAGGCCGAAGGCGAACAGGAGGAGGCACAGGAAGAAGAAGUUGAUCCUGAAGUCAAGCGCAGAAUGGAACUUCGAGAAAGAAUGGCCAAGAUGAGCGGUGGUAUGGGUAUGAUGGGCUUAUUUGGUCCUCCUGGUGGAAUGCCAAUGCCUGGCGCAGCUCCUCGCAAACCCAAGCCCUCUGCGGACACUGAAAAGAAGCCUGCUCCCGAACCGGAGGCCACCAGUCCUGUUUCUGCCCCUGCUCCCCCGGUCCCUGUUAUGGCAUUGCCAGGAAUGAACGCCAACAAGCCGGCUCCCGCUCCCCCCACUGACGUCGAGAAGGAAGAGGAAACCCCCCACCCCCCACCUGUGACUGAGCAGCAUGCUGCAGAGGAGGUUCCUGAUGUUGAGGAAGUUGUCCAUGAAGAGCCGUCUCAAACUAUUUCCACCCAAAGGCCACCGCCGCCGCUCCCUCAUGAAGGCGCAGCGCCUCCCCUUCCGCCUUUGGCAACCAAGCCUGUUCCGCCGCCAGUCCCUCAGGAGCAACCUGCGUCGCCGUCAUCGACGACAGCUGCCCGGUCAAUCCCCCCUGUUCCGAAGUCUCCUCCCACCUCCGCGGAUGCAGGGAAUGAGUCGGAUGAUGAGCUUUCUGUUCACACCAGAAAUCUGUCUUUAAACGCCGUCGCUGCGGACCGGCCCGCUCCGCCUCCGCCAGCUGGAGCACCGCCGCUCCCUGAUCAUUUGGAUUCCCGACGCCCCUCAACGUAUGAUUCCUCUCCUAUGUCUCCUCUUGGUGCGGAGAAGAGACUUAGUCGACCACCACCGCCUAUUCCUACAAGUCCGCCAUUGUCACCUCCGAGACAAACCAGGGCUCCCCCUCCGCCACCGCCUACGGAUCUUCGCCGUAGAUCUACGGCUGAUAGCCGGACUACAACGGCCUCUGGUCCUCGCCAAGCCGGGGAAGGUGAUGGCGAAACUACGGAAUAUGACGGUGACUACGACACAGAUAUCGCCUCCGGUGAUAAGCACAAGGAUGCUCUGAAGGGCCAUGAGGCCGAUUCGAGCAUGGAUGAGGGCCUAGUCGACGAUUAUUCAAUCCAGUCACCUCAAAGCCCUCGUGGUGCCCCUCCCCCACCUCCCACUGCUCCGAAAGCAGUCCCACCGCCACCACCUAGUCAACCUCCUAAGAGUGCUGGUAGGUCUUCUGUUGACAUACCAAGAGGACCUCCUCCGCCGCCUCCGGCUGCUCCCCCAGCUGCCCCUGAAGAUGAUGAAUAUGACCCCUUCCGGUAUAGCAACCCGCAGCAUGGUUUAGCUUCACCUACGAUGCCACCUGUCCCUGCUGGACGACCACAGCCACCUGCUCCUUCUCAACCCGAGCCAACGGCUGAUGAACAGGAUGAGCUGUAUGAUGCAUCUCCAGUGACCACAUCUUCCGAGCGGCCAUUCUCUCCGUCGCGAGAAAAGCGCAUGUCCGGCGUACCACCUCUGCCGCCUCCCCAUGAGACUCCAGUUGGCCCACCUCCAUCCUCGUCUCGGAGUAACCGUACUUCUUUGGAUGUUCCGCGGAGUUCGCAUGGUGUACGACGAUCCAUUGAUGGCCCCCGUCCGUCGUUUGAUCAGGGCUUCAUGGCAAUGGAUGUUGACCUCGCAGAGCACACACUGUGGUGGACGCAACCCAACACACCUCCACCGGCUAUCCAAGGACGGAAGGAUGUGUUAUUUGAGAUUGAGGAGUCGACUUCCACGAAACGUGGCGGUAAGACGACCGUAACAAAGGAUGUUUAUGUUCUUUAUGCGGACUAUUCUCAAACGGUCAUCACGGUCACCUAUGAUGCCCGAAACCCGUCAGACGUCUCCCUGGAGCAACGCCAGGAGCACCCCCCGGUUCAACCUCGCCAGGAUCAGCUGGAAAAUGCUCACAUUCAGAACGGUUCCCGUAUUAACGAUGCGGUGACAUCUAUUCAAAACACCACCGUCGCAGACGGAACCCCGCAUGGUUUGGUCCAGCAUCUGCUCCAGCCUUUGUCGAGCGCUUUGCUCCCUGUUGGCACUCGCGCAUAUGGUGCCCUGGUCUAUGCGAACCUUGCCAACGCAUCCGUGCAGCAGUUUGACGAGAUCCGCGCAGGCGAUAUUGUGAGCUUUCGCAAUGCCCGCUUCCAGGGCCACCGCGGGACAAUGCAUCAAAAGUACAAUGCUGAAGUGGGCAAGCCUGACCAUGUCGGUGUCGUCGUCGACUGGGACGGAACCAAGAAGAAGAUCCGUGCGUGGGAACAAGGCCGUGAGAGUAAGAAGAUCAAGAUGGAGAGUUUCAAGCUUAAUGACUUGCGCAGUGGGGAGUGCAAGGUUUGGCGAGUUAUGCCACGGAGUUGGGUUGGUUGGGAGAGCUAA